Messenger RNA from Paramecium sonneborni, 9401 nucleotides. NCBI's taxonomy places the organism in Eukaryota, Ciliophora, Oligohymenophorea, Peniculida, Parameciidae. The record is from the annotation of a GenBank genome assembly.
AUGUUUUUAUUAACUUUACUUGCUUUCCUUUUGCCUUUGUAAUCCAUUUAAUCAAAUUUAAUUACUUGUUAUUAUGAGAAAGAUGAUUCUCAACUUGAAAUUAAUUCUGAAAGACCAUAAGAAAAAAUAAUUAAUCUAAAAUCGAACUCAGGUGAGGCUCAUGAAAAAGGAUUUGGAUUUUGGUCAAAAUAUAUUGCAACUAUAGAUUUUGAUUCAUUUAGUAAAUAUUCUAGACCAUUUGAUGUUCAAUAUUGUUUCUGGGCAUAAUGCAUUUUUAAUGGAUUUUUUUUUUUAAGAAUUAGAGACUAAAAUUAAGAUAAUAUUAUUGCUUUGAUACUAAAUAUGAAAGAUGAUCCCAUAAGCUUGACUCAUGAUAUUCAUUUAUUUGCAAUAGGUGAAAAUGAAUAUUAAAAGGCAUAAUUUAAUUAUAUGGCUAACUAAUAUCAAAAUAUAUGGUAUUAUACAUCAAUAGUUUAUUCAAAAAUUGAUCAAAAAUUAAGAAUAUUUACUAAUUUCGAUAAUUAGAUUCACUCUUUUGAUUACUAAAUAAUGACCGAUGAGAUAAUAGUGUAAUUAGGAGGAUACAAUUAAAAUUAACAAUUGUAUCAAAAUUAUGUUUUUGUUGGUUAAACAUUACUGUUUUUUAAAGGAUAUUUUUCAUCUAUAUAAGAAUAUGAAUCCUUUACAUAUUCUGAUGAUUUUUUUAUAAAUUUAUUAAUUUAAUGUUAGAUAUAAGAUUAGAAAACUAAAACCUUAAUUUAUGAUUAAAUUCAAUUAAUAGAUCCAAGUUUAUCGUCUUCAGAAGAUAUGUCAAUUCAUACACCUGAAUACAAAAUUGUGAAUAGUCGAUAUUUGAUAAAAUGUUGGGUUAAAUAAGAUUAUGAAGAGGUAUAACUUAAGUUGUAAUUUUAAGGCAUUUAGAUAUUAUUAAAAUGAAUAUGGCUAUACAUUUUAUCAGCUUCGUUAAACUGUAUUUUUAAUUGAUUCUUUAAAAUAUAUAUUUUAAAAUUUAUAGGGAGUUAAAGUUAUGAGCAUAUAUUAUGAAGUAUUAUGUUUUAAUAUUUAGGUGGACUUUGAAAAUAAUAAUGAAACAAUUAUUUAAUUCUCAACAGAAUUCAUAAAAAUUCCUCUUCUAGUAUAAAAAUAUGAGGAUGAGAAUUUGAGGUAAUUUGAUAGGGUAAUUAUAAAAAAGGAUAAUUUAUAUGAAUUAACAUAAUAAUGGCAUUAUUUAAUAAUAGAAUAUGGAAGGACAUCUAUAGAUGGAGCUAAUUUAUAGAUUAGAUUAAUUUUUUUAACUUAAGAAUAGUUGGUGUAUAAUUUAGGAACUCAUGGUUAUAAUUCUUAAUUUAUAGGAUAACCUAUAAUUUAAUAAAUACAAAAAUAGGAUAACUUUUUUGGAAAAAGUAGAACAAAAAUUCGAAGAUUGAAAUUUAUAACAGGUUAUCUUUAAGAGAAUAAUGAUUUUAAUUAUGGUAGUAUUUUAAUUAAUAAUUUAAGAAUGUCAUCCAAGUUGUAAAGAUUGUUAAGGACCUAUGAAUUUUGAUUGCAAAUCUUGUUAUACAGAAUAUUAUUUUUCUUUAACAUAAUUUAAUAUAUGCGAUUGUAUGUAUCUUACUUAAUAUAUUACUACUUCAUAAAAGUGUUAGCCUAUAGAAAAUGUAUAAUAUUUAAAUAUUGUUUAAAAAUAAAUAGAAAAACUUUGUAAUUUUAGUUAUUUUUAGGUUAAAUUUAGAAAUUAGUUUUAUUGUGUUUAAUGGUAUUAUUUAAAAAUAAAAAAAAUAGUCCAGAAUAUCAUGAAGAGAGAUUAUAAUGUGGUGAUUGUUUUCAAAAUUGGUCUACUUGGUAAUUUAAACCUCUUUGUACAUUUGAUUAUAUAUAAUAAAGAGUUGGAUAUCCUUUCAUUAAAAAAGAUAGAAAAAAUAUAUAUAUUGAUGUUUAUUAUUUAGAUGAUCAACUGUAACUAAAUUUACUUUAAGGAGCUUCAGAUUUUUGUGAUGAUGCAUAACUUGAUUGUUAAGAAAGUCAACAUUAUCAUUUAGAUAAAAAAAUUAAGAUGAAAUGCAAAAUCAAUCAUUUUUACUAAGAUAAUAAAUGUUGGAUUUGUGAUUAAUCAUGUAUUGAUUGUAAAUCAAAAGAUAUAUGCCUUAAUUGUAUGGACACUUAUUAUUUUAAUUUCUCCAGUUAAAAAUGUAAGUUUUGUCCAAAUGAGUGUUUAACUUGUAAAAAUGAUACAAACUCUAAAACAGGAUUAAUAUGUUUAACAUGUGCUAAGUAAAAUAUAUUACUUAUUCAAAAGAACUUAUGCUUUGACAAAGUAAGGGACAUGUAAUAAAUGUGGAAACGAUUGUGAAUAUUGUUAGGAAGAUUAUAAUCUAAAAACAUAAUAAUAUUUUAUGAGAUGUAACAAAUGUCUAGAUGAAAGGAAAAUGUCAAUAAGAUUUGAUGGAAUUAAUUGUAGAAUUAUUACCAUUUAAAAUUGUCAAUAUGUUAUGAUUAUCUCAAAAGCUCAACCAUGGGGUUAUUCUAAUUUCCCUUAUAAUUUUGAACCAUCUAAUGAUGUUUAAGAUGAACUACCUAUUUGUGGAUUAUGUGAUGAUUAUUAUGGGUAUAAUCUUUAUUAAGAAAUUUGUGAACCAAGAGAUUAUGACAAUACUUGCCUUUAAUCCUUUUUUGGUGAUUAUUUAUAUAAUGGUGUCUAAUAUCCUCCUUAAUACUUUUGUCUAAUAGCAAAUAUCUAUAUUCAUCAAGCAACUUAAGGGGAAGAUUGCGAAUUUUAAAUUCAAAAUUGUAGAUUUUGCUUCAAUCCAUAAUAAUUUACACCUUCAUUUUGUCUCGAAUGUAAAACUGGAUAUUAUGCAAAUCGUAUUUCAGGAUAAUGUUUUAGAUGUCCUGAAUCUUUAAAUUGUAAGACUUGUUUUCAUUCAUCUAUUAAAUUUAAUGAUUCAUAUAGAAUUAAACUUUCAGUCCCACAUUAAUUUUUAAAAUCAUAAACAGAUACUAAAUAUUUUGUACUCUAUUAUUUUUAUUUACUAGUUUACUUAAGCUUAAAAUAAUAAUCCUUAAGAUUAUCAAUUGGUCUGCAGUUCAUGUAACUAUGGAUUUAUGUUAAUAGAUGGAUAAUGUAUUAAAUAUUGUGACAUUAAUUGUCCUAAUUGUUUAUAUUCUGAAGGAUAAUUUUAUUGUUAAUACUGUGAAAAUAAUAACUAUCACAGUUAAUUGAGUUUAAUUUAACAUAAAUGUUCUGAAUGUCCAAGUUAUUGUGAAUUUUGUAGAGAAAGAACACAAGAAGAAAUAACUAUAUUAAAUUCUAAUUUUAUUCCUAAUUUAAACAAUUAAAUAUAUUCUUAUUAAUGUCUCAAGGCCUAUACCAAUAAUGAAAACCUUUAUUACGAUUAAAUUUUUGGAUAAUUUCAUCCUUGUUAUAAUUAAGAUGCUUGUUAAAAUGUCAUUCUAUUUGAAAUUAAUUUAUUUUGUUCAAAUUAAGAGUAUUAAACAAAAUUAUCAGCACUUACUGAUUUAGAUUAAUAAAUAUAAUUUAAAAUGAAUAAUGUAUUAUUUGAUACACUUUUGCAAUCUAAUUCUUAAAACCCUAGUUUUUAAGAUGUACUAUAAUAUUACUAAAUUUUAGCUUGAAUUAGAUUCAAAAUAUUAAAUAAUGAAUAAAAAAUUCAUCAAAACAAUUAUUAUUUAAUUAACAUCCAAUACAGAAUAAAUAUGUUCAGUUAAUGAAAUAAACUAUAUUUCCUAAAAAUUUUCCCAAUAUGUAUUUCAAUUAAUGUAAUUAUUAUUUUAUAAAAAGUGAUGUAUAAUUAAUUAUCAAAUCUAAAAAAGAUUAGCCUUUAAAAAUUAAAAUAUACAAAGAAUUACAUUUUUUGGAUUUUUCAUUUAUAAGUUUUGAAAAUAUUGAAUUUGAAAUCCAAUCAUCUACAAAAGAGAAAAGUAUAAGUAUUUAAGGAUUUAAACCAAUUUAAUUAUAAUUAGAAAACAUUUUGUUUACUUCUAAUUCUUAAGAGUAAAUAAGUCUUUUUGCUUUAAAAGGGGACUAAAUUUCUUCAACCUAAAUGAAUGGAAUUAACUUUUAAAACAUUAACUUUUUGAGUGAAAACUUAAAAAGUAUUUUUUAAUUUUCUUUCUUACCACAAGCUUUGGCUUAGUUUAAAAACUUUUAAAUAUCGAAUUGUAAUUUUUAAAAUAUUAAUAUUAUUGAAUUUAAAUCAUCUCAAACUAUAUCAGUAGAAUUAGACAAGAUGAAAAUUUCUGCUAAUUUAAAUAAAUGCUCAUUAUUGUCAUCAAAAACUAAUUAAGAAAUAAAAGAAUUAACUAUUUAAAAUAUUUACAUUACAGGCCAAUUAGAAUAUUCAGAAUCUUUUAUAACAUUGAACAAUAUAGAAAAUGCAUAAAUUUACAAUUUUACAUUAAAUGAAAUAAAACUAGUCAAUUCAGUAAUUAUUUAAUUGGAGAAAUAUGCUUUUAUUUAACAUCUUACUAUUCAAAAAUGUUAAAUUUUAGGAAUUGUUUAAAUUAUUUCUAACUUUAUUCCAAAAGAAAUGAACAAUUAAACAAUACUCAGCUAUGUUAUCAAUAAAAUUGAAUUAAAUGAUAUAAUUUUAAAUUCACUUUCGAAAAUAGUAUACAUGCAACCAUUUUAAUCUGCCUCAUCUUCUGUAGUAAUAGAAGAUAUAUUAUUUUCGAAUAUUCAUAGAGAUAGUUAACUUAAUGCUCAAUAGGAUAUUCCUCUAAUAAAUAUUUUAUUGUAAACUGUUAAAAUAUAAUUUUGUAUAAUUUAGAGGGGGAGUGGAUUCAUAGAAUUUUUAUUUUAAAAUGUCUUCAAAUUAGAAAUGAAGAAUUUAAAAGCUUCAUAACCAAGAAAAUAUUAAUUGCAUUAAUUUUAUGAAUGUACUAAUUUAGAAGCAAGUUUCUUUCCAAGUUUUAUCAAAUUAUUGGAUGUAAAAAAUAUUUAUUUUGAACAAUUUGUUAUAAAGGGUUUUAAUAUAAUAAAUACAGCAUUAAUUUUAUAUUAAAGUUAUUUUGAAUCAUAAUAUGAAACAAUAUUUUAAUUUAAAAACUUUUUAAUAGAAGAAAAUCUUGUUAUGGUUUUGCAACCAGAUUCAAGCACCUCACUUAUUCAUAUUCAAAGUAGAUAAUAGAUUGAAGUAAUUAUUGAGAAUGCAGAAAUUACAAGAAAUUAAUUACAUAAUUAUGGAUAAAAUCUAUUCAUAUAGUCUUCUUUAGGGCUUUUGAUUGAUUGUCCAUCUGGAGUUAUAAAAUUAUAGUAAAAUUUAUUUAACAAUAAUUUUGCUACAAAUACUACAGAUACUAUAACAUAUAUCUUUGCUAAGAGUAUAUUGAUGGAUUCAGUUCAAUUUAUUAAUAAUUCAGUUUACAAUAUACAAUUACUUUUGAAUAACAUUGUUCUUAAUUUUCCAAAUGAUUAAAUUGUAAGAUUGAGUAAUUUAAUAAAUAUAUUUCCACUAAUUAGUGAAGUUGGUAAUGCAUAUCUUUAAGCAUAAAAUAUUAUAAUUUUGGAUUGUUAAGUUUAAAAUUCAUCAGGGAAAAAUGGAAUUGGAUUUUACAUAAAAGCUUAAUCCAUAAAGAUUAUAGGUGUUAUAUUUAAAGAUUUGAAAACAUAAUUCAAAAAUAAUGAUGAGCAUGGGUCUUGUAUUUUUAUUGAAAUUGCAUCAAAAAAAUCAGAAAUUUCAAUUUAAAACGUUAUUGCUAAAAAUAUUAUUACAAAGGAUUAUGGUAGCUUUCUUUAUAUAAAAUCUGAUCAUGAUUAUUUGAGUAUGACUCUAAAAAAUAUAACUUUGUAAGGAUGUAUAUCAUCAAAAGGAAGUGUUCUUUAUGCAUCAUUUUAGAAAACAUCUUUAUCUAAUCAAUUGAGCAUUUAGGAUGUUAUAAUAACAGAUUAAGAAACUGUUUUUUUUGAUUACCUAAAAUAAAUAGUUUACAAUCCAAAUGCAUAAGUUAAUCUUAACAAUAGAGUUUCAUUUUACUUUGAAAAUUCUGUGAUCAACUUAUCUAAUAUUCAGGUAUUAGAUUUGUUUUAUGAAUCAUUACUUUAUUGUAAUGAUUAAAGCGAUAUAAAUAUUAAUUAAAUUAUAAUAAGAAGUGGUACAAUUCCAAAAUAAAGUCUAUUAUAUAUCUAACCCAGAAAUAGUAUAUUAUUAAUAUUAAUAUUUAGAUUUGGAAACUAAAAUUAGUAUUAAAGGAUUGCAAAUUUAGUAUUUGGCUUAAUCAUAAAAUCAAGUUGAACAAUGCCACAUCACUUAACCAAUAAAAUCUUUAAAAAUUUAGAAUAUGCAAUGUUAAGUGGAAAAUUAAAAUAAAAAUGUUCAAAUUGAUUUUGAAAAUGCUAAUAAUUAAGAUAUAGAUUGUUUACAAAGUUAAUUUUUAUUUACUAAUACAAAUUCUUAACAAGCAAUCAUGACUAUAUAUUAGAUCAAAGAAUCAGAUAAAAUAUAUUUAUUGGAUAACUAUUUUUAAAAUAAUAAUAUCUCUAAUUCUAUCAAUGGAAUAAUAUUUUUCCAGUUAAACAAGUAAUUGUAUAAAAUUUUUUCUAUUGAUCUCAAUAAUUUGAAUAUAAAAAAUAAUUAAUGUGGAUUUUUAGGAUGCUUAUGUAUAAAUAAUGAGAUUUACAAUAACAAUUAUAAAUAUUUUAAUCACUCCUUAAGAAUCUUAAAAUAAGAUAGGGAGUAGAUAUUGAUGUAACUUAAAUAUGAUGUUACUAUAAAAAAUUAUAUAUGUUUAGGAAAUUAAGCAGAUUAUGGAACAUGUUUAUUUGCUAAUUCAACUCGAGUGCUUAUAUAAAACUCAAUAUUAACAAAUAAUAAUGCAAAAUUUGUUGGGGGAGUUAUUUAUUUUGUUGGAAUAGAAUCUUUUUUAUUGAUAACUAACUCUAAAAUUAAGAGAAAUGAGGCAUUAACAGCUGGUGCAAUUUAUUUCGAUAAUUGUAUUUCUUAAAAUAUGGAAAAUUUUGACACAAUCAUUACAGAAAAUUCAGCUACUAAUUAUGGAAAUGAUUUAGUUGAAGCUCCUUCACAUUUAUCAAUAACUAAAAAUAAUUAUAAAAGUAUAUUUAGUACUUAUCCAAUUAAUGAAACUAGAGAACUAUUGUAUGAAAUGUUAAAUAAUUCAAAUAAUUAAAAUUAAGUAAUCUAUUUACCAAGUGGAACUUAAAUAAAAGAAUAUUAAUCAUUUAAUUUUAUUACUAAAGAAUUAGAGCCUUAGUACUUAACAUUUAGAAUAGUAGCUUUAGACAACAAAUAUUCUAAAUAAUACAAUUUGACAGAUUCAAAAUGUAAUAUUGAAACCAAUAUCUUUGAUUUAUAAAGAAAAGAAUAUAUUGGAACUUAGAAUUAAACAUAUAUCUCUAAAAACAUAGUUUAUUUUAAUCCAAUAACAAAUGAUUAUAAUUUAGAUGAUUUGAUUAUCUUUUUUGAUAGCUCUAAUACAAAAAUCAGAUAUUUAUAAUUAGCUAUAACAUGUGAUAGCUUAAAAAUAAAACAAUAUGAUGAAAACAAAUUAAUAGUGAAAUCAUAUCAUACAAAUUAUAAAUUAUUGAUCAACAUUAAUACUUUUAGAUGUAGAGUUGGCGAAAUAAAAUCUCAAUUAGAUAUGUCAUGCCAUGAAUGUGAUUCUAAAUUAGAUUAAUAUUCAUUAAAACUUAAUUCUAAUAAAUGUAAUAUAAGGGAUGAAUAAACUACACUAAAUGUAACUUCCUAUAAACUGAAUCUUAGAGAAGUAUAUAAUUAUUAUUCUAAAUAAGGGAUUUUGGAGACCAUAUUUUGAUAAUGAUUAGAUAGAGGAAUGUUAUAACUUGAAAGAUAAUUGUCUUGGAUUAUGGGAUUAUGGUGAUACUUCAUGUUAUUUAGGUCACAUUGGUGCAUUAUGUGAACAAUGUGACAUAUAAGACACAAGAGGAUAAGGAAAAUACUCAAAUGCUUAAUAGUAUUCUUGUGGCUCUUGUGAAGAUAUCAAUUAUAAUUUGAUUUAAAUAAUUGGAUUUAGUAUCUGGUAAUAAAUUAUUAUUUAUUUAAAGGACUUUAAUUACUAUAAUUCUAAGUGUAAAAGGAGCUAUUACUAUUGAAUUUUAAAUCUUAGAAUCUCCUUAUUUAAUUAAAAUAUUUACCAAUUAUUUAUAGAUUAUAAGUUCACUAACAACAUUUAAAUUGAGCUUACCAGUUAACUAUUUUUAUUUUUUAGAUGGAGUUGGAAAUCCAAUAUAAAGGAUUUCUUAUUCAUUGGAUUGUUAUCUAGGUAUUUAAUAUCUAAAAUACUUUUUAGUUCUAAUUUCAUAUCUUGAUAUUCAUUAUACUAGAUUGAUUUGGUAACUAAUACUUCCUUGCAUUUAUUUCCUAAUACUUUCAAUUUUCUAUUCUGUCCUUAUUUAUCUAAACUAUAUCAAAUACAAAGGAUCAAUUGUUAUGACAGCUAUAAUCUAUAUGUAUAUUUACUUUUAGCCCAGUUUAAUUGGAUCUGUCAUAGCUUUAGUUUCAACUAGAACUAUCUCAGGUGUUUCUUGGAUCUAAGCUAAUGUCGCUUUUCAAUUUGAUACUUUUGUUCAUCAUAGAUGGGUUAUAGGAUUUUGCAUACCAAUCUUAUUUUUGUUUGGUAUUUUAAUACCUGCAGGAUUACUUUAUGGAUUAUAUUAACAAAGACAUAAACUUAUUUAUAAAAGAGGUAAAAGCUUAUUUGGAUAUCUUUAUUAUGAAUAUAAACCCAAGGCUUACUUUUGGGAAAUCAUCAAGAUUGUAACAAAAGAAUUAGUUAUUUUGUUUUUGAUCUUUUAUGAAGAUUCAAUAAUAAUAAAAGGUUCUUUAAUUUAUUUAAUUCUUUUAUUUUAUUAGUUAUUAAAUCUUAAAUAUUAACCUUUUAAAUCUUUCAGGUUGAAUCAAUUAGAUUAUGAAUCAACAUUAAUUUGUGGAACAUCUAUUAUUAUAGGAAUAGGACUUAAUAUAGGAUAAUAAUCUUAAUUUAAAAGCAUUUAUAACUUUUACUUUUUAGCAUUAAUGAUUAUGAAUAUAUUCAUGCUAGUUAAAUUUGUGAUCUACUUAAUCAAUUCAUAUUUCAAUGAAAUGGAAUAACUGACAGACCAAAUAAAAAAGAAAGUUUAAUCUAUUUUACCAAAACAAAUUAAGAUGAGUCAACAAUGUCAAAGAAUAUUAGAACUCUCAUCAGUAAGACGACAAAGAGUUAAAAAUAAUUUUAAAAGAUUGAAAUCUGCUUAUAAAUAAUCUAAAUAAAAACAAUCCACUUAGAUUUAUAUUUUUAAUAAUUUUUCAAACUAAUAAAUUACCUAAAGAAUAAAGUAAAAUUUUUGUAUAUUAUUUAGUAGCCAAUUCACUGAAAGAGAAAAUAGAUUAAGCUAAAAAAUACUUUUAUCUGAAGUAUAAUUCAGAUGA